This is a messenger RNA of Anneissia japonica, 1527 nucleotides long. RefSeq names its product myotrophin-like. The coding region runs from base 172 to 540 and encodes 122 amino acids. Gene Ontology annotation, molecular function: protein binding. The record is from RefSeq and is a predicted model, not a curated record. NCBI's taxonomy places the organism in Eukaryota, Metazoa, Echinodermata, Crinoidea, Comatulida, Comatulidae. The transcript has 4 exons.
UUCAGCUCUAGCUCUAGCGAGGUAGUAGAUCGGCUAUCCAGCACAGGGGCCGAGCAGGGUCGAAGGGAGUUCCCACGGCACACCGUAUCCACGAACUAUAAACACAGUGAAACGAAGCGAAGAGCGUCUUUUCUUGCUCAUAUAUUGUUAUAUUUAAGAUACUAUUAAAACAUGGCUGAGGAAGGAAUUAGAUGGAGCUGUCAGAAUGGAGACAUAGAUAACCUGAAAAGUUCGAUUGACAGGCCUGGUUUCGAUAUCAACGCAUGCAUAGGAAAGCGACCACCUUUACAUAUUGCAGCUGACUACGGCCAAUUAUCUGUCAUCGAAUUCCUUGUGAAAAAUGGGGCGGAAGUAAAUAAAAAAGAUGAGUUGGGUAUGAGUGCACUUUUAGCUGCUAUCUAUGAAAAUCAUUAUGAUUGUGUAGAAUUCCUGUUAAAAAAUGGAGCUUCUACAAAUGACACAGCGCCGAGUGGAGAAACUCUCCUAGAAUGUGCCGAGCAAGAGAAAUUAAAAGAACUCCUGCGGAAGUAUAAAAAGUGAUGUGGUGACUUUUUUCUGUAUAAGUGUUAUCAUGUGUAAUUCUCUGAGUAUGGCUUAAAAGAGUAAUAUUGACACAUCACUGGUUUCACAUAGAAAGUAUGGUAGUUAAUAAGCCAGUUGGAAAUGGAUUUUAGAGAUUUAUACUCAAUUUUGUGGGUUUUUUUUAGAUGAUACCAGUUUGGAAAAUAUGAGAUGAAAUAGUGACUGUACUUAUCCCAGGAUUAUUUGUGGCUAAGCAUUAAUAUUUUUUUUAUUUCAAAUAGCAUACAGUACCUGGAUCACUUGAUGAUGGGAUUUUGAAUUUAGCCAUAUAAAGAGCUAUUCUCUUUUAUAUAUAGACAAUGGUUUCCUUAAAAAAAUAUAUUUUUGUUUGACAUUUCAUGCAACUCUUUUUGAACAAUGUUUACAAAAACAGUAAUAAUAGUUUUGUACAAGUUUAGUUCAUUUACAUUUCGCAUAUACUUUUGUAUAUGAAGUUAGUUUUCAUUCAUUGGACAUUUUGAAAGUCAAUAAAAUUAAUUCAAAAUUGUCAAAUUGGAAGAAACAUUUUUGAAUAUUAUAGAAAUGUGUGAUCCUUAAUAUUUAUUGUUCUUCAAAAAAGAAUGAAAUUUAACUUUCCAAAAUGUUUAAUUGUUUAAAUAUAUGUUUCCACCUUGCUUUAUUCUGUUGCAACUUGAGUUUGGCUUUAUCAAACCUUGAAUAAUUUGCAAAAUUGCUGCUGGCAAGGUGUUCUACCAUUUCAUUACUCAUUCGAAAGAAAAUAUGAUUAAUUACUGUAUUAAUCUGUAAUUCACAUGAAAGUUUUCAGCCUAUUCAAAAUAGCUUAUUUCUUCCCAGGGGAAACAAAGAAAUCUUUAUAAUUUUGAAAUUUUAAUGUUAAAAAAUAAUUCACCACUAUCUUUCAUUAACUACGGUGUAUUUGGUUAUACGAUAAUCAUGUUCUGAUCAUUAUAUAACCUUAAAAUUACAAUAAAUAUAUAAAUUGCA